AUGAAAAAUAUAAAUUUAAAUAAAAUUUUAUUUUUCAUAUUACUUGUAAUUAUUAUAAUAUGUAUUAAUAACAUAAAUGGAGAAGUUGAAAGUAAAGUAUGGAAAAUAAAAAGUAAACCAAUUUUCAAUAUUCCAAAUAAUUAUGCAAAUGAAUUAACAGAUAAAGAAAAUAUUUGUUUUUUAAAAGCACUUAAAUUCAUUAACCUUUAUUAUGUAUCAAGUCAAGAUAAUCCAAUUUCACAAUAUGAUAAUAUCGAUGUAAUAAGUGAUGCGUUAUUCAUAAAUGAAAAAUUAAAUAAUAUUUCAUUUUAUAAUAUAAUUGUAAGAUUUAAUGAUCGAAAAGAUAAUGUUAACAUUGCAAAUUUUUAUGUAUCACUCUCAACAAUUAAAAUUUCAAGAAUAAAUGAUAUACUUUAUCAAUAUGCUAAACAUACAAUUGUUGAAGGUUUACAAGCAAGUUUUCUUUAUUUUAAAUCUUUUAUUGAAAUUAUUGAAUAA
Molecule: messenger RNA, 498 nt
Organism: Dictyostelium discoideum AX4
Lineage: Eukaryota; Evosea; Eumycetozoa; Dictyosteliales; Dictyosteliaceae
Exons: 1
Coding region: 1-498 (165 amino acids)
Source: RefSeq, a predicted model, not a curated record